This is a messenger RNA of Ipomoea nil (Japanese morning glory), 751 nucleotides long. Its product is annotated as armadillo repeat-containing protein 6-like. The record is from RefSeq and is a predicted model, not a curated record. Lineage: Eukaryota; Viridiplantae; Streptophyta; Magnoliopsida; Solanales; Convolvulaceae. The transcript is spliced from 4 exons. The coding region runs from base 265 to 636 and encodes 123 amino acids.
CCACAGAUCUACAAGAAGUCGAGAGCCAACCCUUAGCUCCACAGAUCUACGAGACAUCUGUGAUCAUCUACCCGUGACAACCAUCGUCUUCUCCACAGAUGUACAAGAGCCAACUUUCAAUUUCACAGAUCUACGAGACCAUGGGAGAAUAGGCUGGAUGUGUAGUAGUACAGUGUAUAAUUCUACAAGAAUUUUAUUUGUAAUUACUCUGUCCAGUGUUCACGGUAGCGGUUGUAGCGGGCGUCUCCGGCAACGACAUCGAAAAUGGGAUCACCGAAGGCGGUGCGAACAGUAUCACAGGAAGCAUUCGAUGAAAUGGUGAAGGAGAACAUGGAGGACCUCGGAAUGCACGCAACCGAAGCUCUCGAAGACGCAAUCCAAACACUAACCCUCCAAGGCGUCGAUCUCUCUGGCAUAGUGACUUGCGUCCUGGGUGUGAGUUCCGUGAAUGACAAUCCGGUUAUUCAAAUGAUCGAGAGACUGAAGCAGUUGGAUCUCGAGUUGGCUAGUUCAGUUGUAAACGAUGGUGUUCUGAAGGAAAUUGUGGAAUUGUUGGAUAGGUUGAAUGAUUCGUGCACUGGUAAAGGAUCGGGUGUGUGGUUAGUGGUUCUGGAAAAAUUGCAAUGCAUGUCCUAGAGAAGCUUAUUGCACAUGGGGCUGUUCCCAUCACUGUAUCAGAUUCAAAAGGUUAUCUGGUGGAUGAAGAUGGAUUUGAUUUCAUGAAAAUAUCUUUCGUAAGGGACAUUAAUAA